AUGAAGUUCUCCACAGCGCUUCUAUGCCUUCUGCUCACAGCUGCCAGCUUCAGCACCUUUGUCCUUGCUCAGCCAGAUUCAGUUUCCAUCCCAAUUACCUGCUGCUUCAGCAUGGUCAAAAGGAAGAUCCCCAUGCAGAAGCUGGAGAGCUACAUGAGGAUCACCAACAGCCAGUGUCCCCAGGAAGCUGUGAUCUUCAAGACCAAAGCAUCCAGGGAGAUCUGUGCUGACCCCAAGCAGAAGUGGGUCCAGGAUUACAUGAAUCACCUGGACCAAAAGUCCCAAGCCCAGAAGCCUUGA
Messenger RNA from Canis lupus familiaris (dog), 300 nucleotides. RefSeq names its product C-C motif chemokine ligand 8 (gene CCL8). The coding region runs from base 1 to 300 and encodes 99 amino acids. NCBI's taxonomy places the organism in Eukaryota, Metazoa, Chordata, Mammalia, Carnivora, Canidae. The record is from RefSeq and is marked provisional. Gene Ontology annotation, cellular component: extracellular region. Gene Ontology annotation, molecular function: CCR chemokine receptor binding; chemokine activity. Gene Ontology annotation, biological process: cellular response to type II interferon; chemokine-mediated signaling pathway; lymphocyte chemotaxis. The transcript has 3 exons.